GGCCAAGUCUGGUGUCAUAGCAUUGAUUUGAAAUGUCCGUUGGCAGAGAAUAACCUGCGCAACAAAUUGUUCUAUUCUCAGAGAUACUCGGAAACAACUCCUCAGCAUCCACAGCACAUUCCACACUUGAAUCGGGCUUCAGACCGUUUCGUGUUAUUGAAAAUGAGUAGCUACAGUCAACAGCGCCAUUGUGAUUGUCGCCCUCAGCGCUUUGCUUCUCCUGGAAGAUUGCUUGUUUCAUUGCGUGGAAGCUUCCUCCAUCUGAGCCAGACGAUUCUCUGAAUACCCUUGUGCACCAAGCAUUCUCUGGGUCCAAGGGUCAGGAAGUAUUGUCCAUUAUCCACCUCCAGCUCUGCCUCUCGAAGUUGGAUGGUAUUGAUCCAGUUUGGCGGAAGGCUAAUCUUCGCAUGGUGUAGGAGCGUCUGCUUGUUCCCUGGCUUCUCGUCGAGAUAGAACGGCCCGCAAUAGGACAACGUCUUUUUAGCUGCAUUGGCCAACUCUCUUGUCGUACCUUGUGUCCAGUCGGGUUCGUACGGUUCAACGUCGCUCGAUUGAAGAAUGGCCGCCAUCUGCAAUCUAUCAGAGACUGUCUCAACUCACUGCGCUGGGGUCGUCGACCUCGCGCUGACUGUACCAGCCACUUGAGAUCCGGAACUUACGUAUCCAUCCUCGGUAUACAUGAUAUGUCCCUUGCAUUCUUUCCCCAUAGGGUAGAAGAUGUCUUCGGUGUUCACAACAUUGACUGCGGUGUACGAAAGAAGUUCCCAUGUCCCGAGAACUUGCGACAAGAAGGAAGGCAUGAUUCAAUAUGCUGAAGAAGACUCUUCCCUCGAAAGAUUGGACUUCGAAGCUUGAGCGUAUCACAACACGGAUCGAGGGACAAACCUCCUUUGACAAAGCUCAAGAGGCAGAUAGGUAUCUGUACGGGACAAACGAAGAGAACAAACUGGAGGCAGUGACGAUCUGCAUCUGCUGCCACUGUAUGGAAGGUGCGAUCGAAGCAAACAGCGCUCCUGGGGUACUUUCGCUCAACAUUGAAUGCCCCUGAAAACACAUGAAUGUCAUCUCCCUCGAUGCAGGCAAAGGCCACCACGCAAGGUCUGCCGGUAUAUCACGAGAGACACGCCUCCAUCUACUUGGCGGGAACAUUGGUCGACCUUUGGGCACCCGCAGUUCUGCCUCACCGUUUCCUUUCCCUUCACCGCACCCAGAAUUCACACAGCCGAGAAAUAGAAACAAACAUGGCAAAAAAGUCUGGCCGGAGCGCGAGUCGACCCAACAACUCGCUCUCGCUCUAACACCUCCCCCUUUCAUGCUAUUUCAGAGUUCAACGCCCUCACCCGUAAGACUACGGGUAACUGAGUACCAGAGAAGCGCACACCUAUGUAGCUUGCACAACAGCUCAUCCAAGGAGACUCCGAGGAAUUGCAAAAAAGAGCAAAAAAGGAGGUCGAGGCCUGAUGCCUGCUAACCGAAUGUUAGUUUGUCUUGUCAAUGCCUGGAACCUCUGAGGUCCGAGACAUGAUGCCUUCUUGAUAAGUUUAAGUUUGUCCUGUCAUGUCGGACGAUAUCUGUUAAUCUCGCGUAGGUGACUGUGUACGCAGCUGGGGUUGAGCAUUGAAGUCACAAUGUCGCCAAGAGCAACUUCGACGAAACCAGGUAUCCGGGUACUGCGAGACAAUACCUGAGAUGUAGAGCACCCCGGAGACAAGACGACAGCAUGAACUCUCAAGCUCUUCCGAAGGACACAUCCCAAAACAGACCUGAGAGCCCGAUUAACAGCCCAUCCAGGACACUUUGCGACCAGACGAGAGAUUUUGGCGUCCUGGGACAAUGUCAUGGCUUGAGAAUGCCUCAGCCUUCGGUUCGGCAGCCCAGCAAACGAUCAUUUGAGCAUGGCCUAAGAGCUCUGCUUUGACGCCGACAAGGAGAAAGGGGGCGGGCUGAAGGGUCCAGCGCCACACCGGACUCUAUCCGAGAAACGCACAGAGAGAGAGAGAGAGAGAGAGAGAGAGAGAGCGCGGUGGUCGACCGGUUUAUAAGAGAUGGCGAGCAUCGUCAACAGAAGCAAUGGAUUACAGGACACUGGUAGGAACAAGUCCGAUCCUGGCCACGCGCAAGAACGUUCAUUUCUUCCAAGGCAUCGCUUUUGAUUUCGGCAUAUGUACCAAUAACCCGGGACUUGAAGCUAUAUGCAAGAGAAAACGCCGAUCGCUUACGCUAUCUCACAACAGUACCCGCUCGUCUCAUGUAACUAGCCACCAUGCACCACC
Messenger RNA from Exophiala xenobiotica, 2273 nucleotides. RefSeq lists its product as uncharacterized. Lineage: Eukaryota; Fungi; Ascomycota; Eurotiomycetes; Chaetothyriales; Herpotrichiellaceae. The transcript has 2 exons. The record is from RefSeq and is a predicted model, not a curated record. The coding region runs from base 1055 to 1471 and encodes 138 amino acids.